AGAGAGGGAGGGAAGGCGGGCAGCUGGAGUGGAAAAUUCCAGGCAGGAGGCCGCGUGAGCCUGACCGUCGCCAGCGCUGCCCUCCCACACGGCACCACUCCUGGCGGAGGGGCGUCCAGGCGGCACGGGGGGCUCCCCGACCGUGCCGCGGCGGGCAGAGGGCUCGGCUCCACCCCCCCGGCCAGCCCCUGGUGCCGCAGCCCCGCGGAGAAAGCGGAGCCGGGCUUUCGUGCUUCGCGCCCCCGUCUGGCCUCGACGGGCCUGAGGGGGGUGGCGGGGGCUGCGGGGCGCCCCCGGAACCGGGCGUCCGCCGGCGGCCCGUGUGGUAACGCCGAGCGCACAUUGUUCUAGCGGCCGCGCUUCCCCGCGGCGCAGCCCGGCCCGUCCCUCUCUCCUCCCUCCUCCGCCUCCCGUCCCUCUCCCCUCCCUCCCCCUGGUCCCUCCUUCCCUCGUCACCGGGCGGUGUAUAAAUCCCCUUCCCCGCUGUAUCCCCCCACCGCGGGAGACCCUGGUACUUUGGCCCCCGGGGCGGGAGCCCGCCGCCUCCGAAUCGCUGGGACUUUGCGCUCCCGCCGCUGGCCGCCCGUCCGCCCCUCUUUCCUUCCUUCCUUCCUCCCUCUCUCUCUCUCCACGCGGGGCUUCCCCCUCGGAACACGGUUCCCACCGGCCUCUUCUUCCCUUCUCUACCCCGGGCCAGGAUGUCGGAAAAACGCGUCGAGGAGGCGCCGGCGGAGCUGAGCGCUAAGGAAAUGAAAGAAAAGAAGGAAAAACUUGAGGAGAAAGCGGUCCAUAAAGAAAAGAAGAAGGAUAUAGUAGAGGAUGAGGAAAAUGGAGCUGAAGAGGAUGAGGAAGAUAAUCCUGAUGAUGUGGAUGAAGAAGAAGGUGAUGAGGAUGAAGAAGGAGACGAGAAUGGGCAAGAGCAGGAUGGUCAUGCAGAAAAACGAUCUGCAGAGGAGGAAGAGGAUGAAGUGGAUCCAAAGAGACAGAAGACAGAGAACGGGUCUUCAGCUUGAGUCCUUCCCUCCCAUCUCCUCUGUUCCGUCCGUCUCUCCUCCUCCAUUCCAGCCUGUGCUUGCACUGUCCAUUAGCCUCUGGCUUCACACAAUCUCAGAUGAGGAAAGAUUAGAAAUGCUCUCAAACAGGGAAGACAGCAGUUUCCUUCUCACCCGAAGACCUGCCCCAUCCGUGACCUUCCCCAGAUGAAGUUAUUCCAGCCCCCCCGGAAGUUCUUUCAGCUCUGCCCUGCUUACAAAUGAUCCUCUUCCCUCAAGAAUCUCCUCGUUUUCUGGGGCCCUGUAUGAGAUCUUGCCAGGCCCGUCGGCCAGGCUACUCAUGUGGCAGGCAACCCUCCUUCCCUUCUCACUUGCCCUCCUUUUUCUUGAGUGUUUUUGGAGGUUUUUUUGUUUGGUUGGGUUUUUUGUUUUUUUUUUUUUGUCACUAGUAUGUCUGAGAUUCUUGACAGCUUCUGCUCCCCAGACCUGCUGUCAGAUCUCCCUGAGUCCAGGAGGCUGCGGGCACAGAUUUCAUGGUGCGUUUCCCAGUCCUAGGCCUCCUCUCCCGUCGCCUGCUUUCCCGCUGAACCCUGGGAGACAAGGAGAAAAUUGAGUAUUACAAGCAAAUAACGGUUCUAUUAAAUGACACACACGGAGACAGAAUUUAUCUUAAGCUUUUUUUUUCUCCUGGUUUACAUGACAACAAGCUGGCCCUCGUGAAUUUUUCAGAAGAUAAGGGUUGUUUUUAUAUAUGAAUUUCAUCUGAACUGCAUAUUUUUUUAAUUUGGAGGCUUUUUUAAAACAAAUCAAGAAACAAUUGGGGACCAAACUUUGAUUUCCAUUUUUUUCCCCUUCAGAUUUUCUUGUGACCAUUUUUUGUAAAUUAAAGGCGAUACAGCCACAGCAUUUUCUAUGGCACAGACAUCACGAGGAUGAUAGAUAUAAAUAUAUAUAUUGUUUUCAACUUAGCACUGUAAAUAAAAGCGUUUAAAAACA
Messenger RNA from Chroicocephalus ridibundus (black-headed gull), 1988 nucleotides. It is a transcript of the gene PTMS, whose product is annotated as parathymosin. Gene Ontology annotation, cellular component: nucleus. Bases 699 to 1013 code for a protein of 104 amino acids. The record is from RefSeq and is a predicted model, not a curated record. Gene Ontology annotation, molecular function: histone binding. The transcript has 5 exons. Gene Ontology annotation, biological process: positive regulation of transcription by RNA polymerase II; negative regulation of apoptotic process. NCBI's taxonomy places the organism in Eukaryota, Metazoa, Chordata, Aves, Charadriiformes, Laridae.